UUAGCUUAUUUCGUACAAUACUAAGUUUGUUCACAGAGAUAACAUGAGAUAAUUUUGAGAAAUGUGAAGAUUACCCAAGUCGCGUCGCCAAGGCAUCUGUGAGGACGGUGAUCUUUAUCAUUACCAUAACCGAGACAUAUUACUAAGGGCAUGGAUGCGUUAAUGGGGAUAAAUUUUGACAUAUUUUCGGGAUUUCUCGUAUAGUCAAAAGCCUCGAGCGUAAAACGGCUGAUGUUGCGAAUCAGAAUUGGCACUUCCGACCUUGGCGGUUAAGUCCUCAAUGUGGCAAAAAGUAGGGGUUCUAAAAGAUUUAGGUACACGUAUGUGUAACAUGUAGAAGGGGACCCACAAAUUAAGUAAUAAAUAAUACAUGUCCACGAUAACACUAGCACGUAUAUAACCACCGAUCUGUAAUUCCGAGAACAAGUCUGGGUCCAAAAUGAAAUUAUUCUUAGCACAGUUAUUGUUCACCUGCCUGCUUUUUGGCGCGAUGGGACGUGCUGAAGUAAAUUAUAACUUAGAAUUGAGGCAGUCCACUAAUAUUACGAAACCAGUGGAGUGUUUAAUCAAAACUAUAAAUGAUUUCCUAAUCAAACCACUGCAGGCGGUUACAUCAUCAGUGGUAAAUAUCUUCGCAGGUAUCGCAGCAGUUGCGCAGGGUGUCACCAAAUGUUUGAACCACUUAAUAUCGUUUGACGGCGAAGCCUUCACCAAGUGCGUCACUGAAGCCCUCCGAAACUCUCGGGAAAAAUUCCCACUCGAAGACGUCAUUGGCAUCAUCAAGAACAACACGUUCGUUGCUGAUUUGAAAGCAUGUGUUCAACAGUAAAUACUUAUACAACUAACGUCCUCUCAAUCUCCUCAAUCGAGUAAAUCGCUGUACUGAAACAUUAA
Messenger RNA from Photinus pyralis (common eastern firefly), 894 nucleotides. RefSeq lists its product as uncharacterized. The transcript has 2 exons. Lineage: Eukaryota; Metazoa; Arthropoda; Insecta; Coleoptera; Lampyridae. Bases 440 to 829 code for a protein of 129 amino acids. The record is from RefSeq and is a predicted model, not a curated record.